AGGUGGCGGGAGAUUUCGGAUGUAUUGGCCCAUCGCGGGGCAGCGAGCGGUUAGUGCGCGGUGCUGCGGGCGUGGGACCCGGAAGGUGAGCCGAGGAGCCACGGCCCCAGGUCAGGUCGCGAUCGAGACCCGGGGAGAUGGAGAGGCAGCGGGCGCGCGCUCUCGGCCGGGACAGCAAGGCGCCGCGCAGGAAGGGCCUGUCUCCCGCGCCGCCCUCAGGCCCCCACGAGCCCGGCGAGAAGCGCCCCAAAUUGCAUUUAAAUAUUAGGACACUAACAGAUGAUAUGCUGGACAAAUUUGCCAGCAUAAGAAUUCCAGGGAGCAAGAAAGAGAGACCUCCUCUUCCCAAUCUGAAGCAUCUAUCUGGGAGCAGUGAUCACUCAUCAGCGUUUUCAGAGACAAGGGAAAACAUUCCCAAGCCACUAUCCGAGAAUGAAGUCUUAAAACUUUUUGAGAACAUGAUGGAAGAUAUGAAUUUAAAUGAAGACAAAAAGGCACCAUUGCGGGAAAAGGACUUCAGUAUCAAAAAAGAAAUGGUGAUGCAGUACAUUAAUACUGCUUCUAAGACAGGAAGUCUUAGAAGUAGCCGGCAGAUCUCACCUCAGGAAUUUAUCCAUGAGCUGAAAAUGGGCUAUACUGAUGAUAGACUUUUCACAUAUCUGGAGUCACUCCGCGUAUCAUUGACCAGUAAUCCUGUGAGUUGGGUACAAAGCUUUGGACAUGAAGGACUCGGAUUAUUACUGGACAUUUUGGAAAAACUGAUUAAUGGGCAAAUCCAAGAAAGAGUUGUAAAGAAGAGUCAGCACAAAGUUAUCCAGUGUCUGAAAGCCCUGAUGAACACACAGUAAGGCUUAGAAAGAAUUAUGAGUGAAGAGAGGAGUCUUUCCUUGUUGGCAAAAGGUUUGGAUCCCAAGCAGCCCAGCAUGAUGGCUGAUGUGGUGAAGCUUCUCUCCGCAAUGUGCAUUGUUGGGGAGGAAAGCAUCCUUGAAGAAGUUUUAGAAGCCUUGACAUCAGCAGGAGAAGAAAGAAAAAUUGACAGAUUUUUUCCCAUUGUCGAAGGCCUUCGGCACAAUUCCGUGCAGCUGCAAGUAGCUUGUAUGCAGCUCAUAAAUGCCCUUGUUACAUCUCCUGAUGAUUUGGACUUCAGGCUUCACAUCAGAAAUGAAUUUAUGCGUUGUGGAUUGAAAGAGAUAUUGCCUAACUUAAAGUGUAUUAAGAAUGAUGUUCUGGAUAUACAACUUAAAGUCUUUGAAGAGCACAAAGAAGAAGAUUUAAUUGAGCUCUCUCAUCGCCUUGAAGAUAUUAGAGCUGAACUUGAUGAAGCAUCUGAUGUUUAUAACUUGGUGUGGGACACAGUUAAGCAAACUAGAGCAGAGGGAUAUUUUCUUUCUAUUCUUCAGCAUCUUCUGCUCAUUCGAAAUGACCAUUUUAUAAGACAACAGUACUUCAAACUAAUUGACGAGUGUGUGUCACAGAUUGUAUUGCAUCGAGAUGGGAUGGAUCCAGACUUUACAUACAGAAAAAGACUAGAUUUGGACUUGAGUCAGUUUGUAGAUGUUUGCAUAGAUCAGGGUAAACUAGAAGAGUAUGAAGAGAAAGCAUCAGAGCUUUGCCAGAAAUUUGAAAAAGAGUUUACUGACCACCAAGAAACCCAGGCUCAAUUGCAGAAAAAAGAGGCAAAGAUUAAUGAGCUUCAAGCAGAGUUACAAGCUUUCAAAUCCCAGGUAAAAUACCAUCUCGGAUUGCAGAUCGGACCAAAUGAAAUGUCUGAAAACUGUUUCUGGGUAAAAGUAAAUGAAAAUAAGUAUGAAAAUACAGAUUUGCUUUGUAAACUUGAGAACACAUUUUGUUGCCAACAGAAAGUGAAAAUGAAUACAAAUGAUUUUGAAGAGAAGAAAGUUAUUAAGAAAAGAAUUAAGGAACUUAAAUUUCUAGAUCCUAAAAUUGCUCAGAACCUUUCAAUCUUCCUGAGCUCCUUCCGGGUGCCUUACGAGGAAAUCAAGAUGAUGAUAUUGGAAGUGGAUGAAACACAGUUGUCAGAGUCUUUGAUUCAGAACUUACUAAAGCAUCUGCCUGAUGAAGAGCAAUUGAAUUCAUUGUCCCAGUUCAAGAGUGACUACAACAACUUAUGCGAACCUGAGCAGUUUGCUGUUAAGAUGAGCAAUGUGAAGAGACUCCGGCCACGGCUCAGUGCUAUUCUCUUUAAGCUUCAAUUUGAAGAGCAGGUGAACACCAUCAAACCUGACAUCAUGGCUGUCAGUACUGCCUGCGAAGAGAUCAAGAAGAGCAAGAGCUUUAGCAAGUUGCUGGAACUUGUGUUGCUAAUGGGAAACUACAUGAAUGCUGGCUCCCGGAAUGCUCAAACCUUCGGAUUUGACCUUAGCUCUCUCUGUAAACUAAAGGACAUAAAAUCAGCAGAUCAGAAAACAACACUGCUUCACUUCCUGGUGGACAUAUGUGAGGAAAAGUACCCGGACAUCCUGCCUUUUGUCGACGAUUUUGCACAUUUAGACAAAGCUUGUAGAGUCUCUGUAGAAGUGCUGGAAAAGAAUUUGAAGCAGAUGGGAAGGCAGCUUCAACAGCUUGAGAAGAAUUUGGAAACCUUUCCCCCUCCUGAGGACUUGCAUGACAAGUUUGUGAUAAAGAUGUCCAGCUUUGUUAGCAGCGCAAAUGAGCAGUAUGCAAACCUCUCAGAGCUCCUAGACAACAUGACACAGUUGUACCAGAGUGUAAUGGCCUACUAUGCUGUUGACAUGAAGAAGGUCUCCGUGGAGGACUUUUUUAACGACCUGAACAACUUCAGAACUACAUUCAUGCAAGCGUUAAAGGAAAACAUCAAAAAAAGAGAAGCAGCAGAAAAUGACAAGCGUGCCAGAAUAGCCAAAGAGCGAGCAGAGCAAGAACGCCUCCAACGCCAGCUAGAGAAAAAGCGCUUACUAGAAAUGAAAACUGAGGCUGACGAGACAGGAGUGAUGGAUAGUCUGCUGGAGGCCUUGCAGUCAGGGGCUGCCUUCCGCGACAGAAGAAAAAGGACACCGAAGCCUAAAGAUAUUCGGCAGAGUCUCAGUCCAAUGUCUCAGAGGCCUGUUCUCAAAGUUUGUAACCAUGAAAACCAGAAAGCACAGUUGACAGAAGGGUCACGUCCACACCACAGUAUCAAUGGCAACUCCACCAGGACUCCAGUCGCCAAGGAGCUUAAUUAUAAUCUAGACACUCAUAAGUCUACAGGGAGGAUCAAGGCAGUCGAGAAGGAAGCCUGUAAUGCAGAAAGCAACAGAAAAAAGGAAAUGGAACUUCUUGGCUCUGUUUCGAAAAGCGAAUCAGUUCCUGAAGUUGAAACCCUGCUGGCAAGAUUACGAGCUUUAUAAAUUAAACUGGUUAAAAAAAAAAAAAUGAUUAAGCCAAGCACAAAGCCAUGCUUUCAGCUAUAACACUUGAAAAGUUGCUUUUAUGCAAGUGACUUUAUAUAGUUUUAAAUUAUGAUAUAUAUUAGAAAAAUAAAGCUAAAUACAUGAUUGCAAUGCUUUUCCUAUGUACUUGAAGUUCUGGCUUAUUCAAGAUUGUAAUGGGCUUUAAUGCUUUUUUGUCUCCUGGUGUUCAUCUGUUCUGUAUUUGCUGGUUAAAUUAGAUAUGUUGCCUUAGAGAACAAGGAGGCCACCAUGUGUUCAACCAUGUAUCUUUAAGACAGUGAUAUCCUUCUAAGUGUAAUGUUUACCACUUCAACCUUAAUGAAAGAUCAAUAAGGUGAAGACGUGGUAUCUGUCCAUAUAUAUUUCAUAUUUGCUAUCUGUAUAGGCCCAAAUGUUUUCAGUAUAGCAUCAAAAACAUAUAACUGUGUAUCAGACCUGUAAUAACCAGUACACUCACUAUCAUCAGUGUUGGCUCAUGUUAACUCCAAGGCAUGUUUCCAAAAAGGAUACAGUAGAAAUGUAUGCACUUUCUUUGCAACAUUUUGCAAAGUAGGAAUAUAACGUUGAAAUGUACACAGUAUCACAGUACUGGCCCAAACUCUGGGUUUUAGCUAAGAGAAUACUUUUACCUUCAAUAAUUAUGGCUCUGGAAGAAAAUUACCAUUCUGAAAUUUCCCAAGAAAUACAUUUUUAUUUUUAAACAAACUUAGGAUUUCAAUUUAAGUUGACAAUCAGUAAUUGUCGCAACAAUCUGAGUGUUUCAAGGAAAGUUUCUUUAUGCAAAUGUUUCAAUUGUACCUCAUUUGGUAUUGUUAAGUCCUUAUCAAAGAAAAUAAACUUGCUGCUUGCACUAAA
Messenger RNA from Cricetulus griseus (Chinese hamster), 4265 nucleotides. The record is from RefSeq and is a predicted model, not a curated record. Lineage: Eukaryota; Metazoa; Chordata; Mammalia; Rodentia; Cricetidae.